Drosophila innubila is the source of this 1710-nucleotide messenger RNA. RefSeq names its product probable G-protein coupled receptor Mth-like 9. The transcript is spliced from 7 exons. NCBI's taxonomy places the organism in Eukaryota, Metazoa, Arthropoda, Insecta, Diptera, Drosophilidae. Gene Ontology annotation, molecular function: G protein-coupled receptor activity. The record is from RefSeq and is a predicted model, not a curated record. The annotation marks the transcript as partial.
ACAACCAGGGCUGAUAAAUAUCCCUGCGCCUAUGCAGAUACCGUUAACAUUACAGACGGUCUGCGCCUUAAAGAUGGCGCCUAUUCGUUUGGGGGCGUGGUCGUGCCUACCCAUCUGAUGGCCGAGUACAAUUUCAAGGUGAUCGAUGGUGUGGAAUAUCGUGCACCGAAACAUCUUCGGGGUUGUGUCUGUCUCUUGAGACCCUGCAUUACCCUAUGCUGUCCCUCCGGUCAAGUCUUCAGUCCGGAGAAUGGGAACUGCACGAAAACGGUGCCUGAAAGACAAACCACACACAUUGAGUUGACCAACAGCAAUCGCAGUGUGGAUCAGGUGAAGAUUAGCGAUCAUUUUGUGGUGCGCACGGAAUUCGGUUGUCGAAAUAAGUUUGUGGACAAGAAACACGACUCCUUCUGGCAAUGGGAUCUCUUUGCGAAUGGAUCGCUCCUAAGGGAUGGUCGACUCUGGAGCACCGAUGAAUAUUGUUUCACGGCCCUGGAGAAUAAUAAGGUCUGGACGUUGACUCCCCUCAAUUGUGAACGCUUUCAGCGUGGUUAUCGCGUCUGGAUCUAUGCCAUCUGCAGCAUCAUAGCAAUAAUAAUCAACAUCUUUAUACUGUCAUUGCUGAGUUCAAUUAAUGAGGCACGCAAGAGUCAUUAUGGCCAAUUGAUCAUUUACUAUCUGCUCUCGCUGAUCGCUGGAUAUUCCCUCCUCGUCUAUCUGACCCUCAAGAAUCCCAUGAAUCUAUCCCACGAGGCCUGUCGCAAUAUUGGUUUUCUAGCCUACUUCUUCAUUGUGCUCUCCUUUGUCUAUCUGGCCAUCUGCAGUCUUGACUUCCUGCUCAAGUUCCGACAGAAACCCAUACGAAAUUGGGUGCGCACUUUGUGCUACUUUGCAGCUUUAGUCUUAGUGAUCGCGUUGCGGUUUCUGGUCUCCUUUGCCCAGGACUCAAAUCUACCCAAACACUAUAAGCCAGGCAUUGGCGAGGACUACUGCUGGUUCGAUGUACGUCUUUGGGGCUUACUGAUCUAUUAUUACGUUCCCAUUCUUCUCCUGCUGAUCUUCAGCAUUUGCUGCUGUAUCAAGGCGUACUUCGCCAUCUUCGAGUUGCCAGAAGACACAAUAUAUGUUCUGGGCACUCAACUGCGCAUCAUGAAGAUUCACUUCUAUGCCUUCACUGGAUAUUUAGUGGGCGUGUUUUCCGUUUGGGUGCGUGAGAUGAUCGUCUAUAUUUUGGCACGUGUUCGGGAGCAUUUCUUUAUAAUAGACUUCUGGAGUGGUAUUUGCAUUCUGGGCCUGGCCAUAGCUGGUUUUAUUCUCCUUCUGGGCAGGAAUAUGCACGUGAAGACCUGGUGGUCCAUCAAUGUCGAAUCAAGUCAGACUGAUCUGAGCAUUAUAAAUGCACGUGUUUAUAAAUUCGAUGAAAAGGGAGAUCUUAAAUCACCAGAUUCACCAUAUAGACCAACAGUCACAUCACUUUAAAUGACAAACAACUGCCUCAAUCUGAACUCUGGUAUUCACUUUAGAUGAAUCACCUUCGAUUCAUGCUGGAAGCUUGCAAUUAUUAUUCAAUAUAAGCAAUAUUAAGACUUGUUAUUCUAUGGUACAUACUUGUUUAAUAAUUAAACAUCCAUUUCUUUCUCGAAAUUAUUCCUUAAGUUCCGUCUUUAACAUGAAUUCCACGUAAAAUAAGAAUAAACACAUACGAAACUA